Cuscuta epithymum is the source of this 508-nucleotide messenger RNA. NCBI's taxonomy places the organism in Eukaryota, Viridiplantae, Streptophyta, Magnoliopsida, Solanales, Convolvulaceae. The record is from the annotation of a GenBank genome assembly.
AAAAAACAUUAUUGUGCAUUGCAUAGUACAUAUAAAGACAAGGUCUUUCUUCUUCCAUGGCAAUAUUAGGUCACGAGCUCAGGGCAAUAUGCAAGUUGUCACAUAUACAAAUGACUCUAAUUCUACUGGUGAAUAUUUGUGCCAUGCAAUUUCUGACUUUGCAUGGACUACCUUCAAAUGAAAGCAUGGCCGAUUCAUUUUGUUCGUGUUACUCGGAUUGUUAUUCAAAUCCAAUGGCUACGCGUGGAUGCAGAUCCAGUGAUCUCCCUGCUGAUAUAGAAGGAUUUUGUGUAUUGUACUGUGAUUUUGUGUUUAAUACUACAUACCCCAGUAAUUCUUCCUGCACGGAUUAUCUACAAAUAACUCGUCCCUUUUUUGAGAGCGUUACACAACAGGGCGAUUAGCUAGAUCACUGCAUCCCGGCCUAAUUAUAAUUGACGUGCAUACGGUGUAUUGUACUACAACUUUACAUUUUAGUACGUAGUAUUUCACUAUAAUACACCACUAA